Molecule: messenger RNA, 2848 nt
Organism: Carassius auratus (goldfish)
Lineage: Eukaryota; Metazoa; Chordata; Actinopteri; Cypriniformes; Cyprinidae
Product: GDNF family receptor alpha-1-like
Exons: 9
Coding region: 435-1877 (480 amino acids)
Biological process (GO): nervous system development
Cellular component (GO): signaling receptor complex; external side of plasma membrane
Molecular function (GO): signaling receptor activity
Source: RefSeq, a predicted model, not a curated record
UUGUCGGAAAACUGAACAAGCAACAGCACACUUUGGCAGUUGAUGUGGACUGACAUGCACCCUGAAUAAUUUUGUAAUGUUAAUUUACGUUCAUAGCCUACAUUUUUUUAAGACAACCUGUUGUUUUGAACGAUUGCUGAAGAUAACAAAGAGGAUAUCAAAAGGUUGAAUAUAACGCAUGUUAUAUGUCGUGAUAUUAGUAUUUUUAUCAAAAUAUCGUAACUCUCAAUAUUGGUUUUUUUUUUUUUUUUUUUUUUUUUGCUCUGUUUUCGUGGGGUGUGUCCGUCAGAGCAGCACUGAGCGCUUGUUGGAGUCUGUCCGGAUGUGUAUAUGAUGUCUGAUCACUUGUUCCUCACCAGUGCGCAGCUGGCGCCCAAUGGAUUUAUUGUGGAAAUUGUUCUAUAUCGUGUUUAACCAGUUUCUCGGCUCUCUGAAUGAAUCAUAAUAAAGCGACGAUGAUAUUCGCAACUUUUUGGAUAAUGUUGCCUGUUCUUGAUUUAAUGCACUUCUCAAAGGCAGAUGCGAUCACACAGUCUCGGUCUAUUCGGCUGGACUGCGUUAGGGCUCAUGAACAGUGUUUGGCGAAGUACGGCUGCAGCACUAAGUACCGAACCAUGAGACAGUGUGUGGCCGGGAGAGCCGGGAACUUCAGCAUGCUGGCGGAACCCGAGGCGCAGGACGAGUGCAGGAGCGCCAUAGAGUCCAUGAAGCAAAGUCCUCUGUACGACUGCAAGUGUAGGAGAGGAAUGAAGAAAGAGAAGAACUGUCUGCGCAUCUUCUGGAGUAUAUACCAAAGUUUACAGGCCAAUGACUUGCUAGAGGACACGCCAUACGAGCCAGUCAACAGCCGUUUGUCUGAUAUUUUUCGUCUGGCUCCAAUAAUAUCAGGUGAGGCGGCCUUUACGAAGGACAACAACUGCCUGAACGCCGCCAAGGCCUGCAACCUGAAUGACACGUGUAAGAAGUACCGCUCCUUCUACAUCAGUCCCUGCACCAGUAGAGUCUCAACCACUGAGGUGUGUAACAAGCGCAAGUGCCACAAGGCCCUGCGGCAGUUCUUCGACAAGGUGCCACCGAAGCAUAGCUAUGGCAUGCUUUUCUGCUCCUGCCCCUCUGGGGAUCACACGGCUUGCUCCGAGCGCAGACGUCAGACCAUCGUGCCAGCCUGCUCCUACGAGGACAAGGAAAAACCCAACUGUCUCUCCUUACAAGCCUCCUGCAAGACCAACUACAUCUGCAGAUCUCGUUUAGCUGACUUCCUUACCAACUGUCAAACUGAGGCACGCUCGAUUUCUGGAUGUCUAAAAGAAAACUAUGCCAACUGUCUGCUGGCAUAUUCAGGUCUUAUUGGUACGGUGAUGACUCCGAACUACCUCCGUGCCCCUGGCAUCAGUGUGUCGCCUUGGUGUGACUGCAGCAACAGUGGAAACGGAAAAGCUGAGUGUGACAAGUUCACAGAGUUCUUCACCAACAACCGGUGUCUCCGCAAUGCCAUCCAGGCAUUUGGUAAUGGCACAGAUGUUGGUGUGUGGCAACCCCAACCACCCAUCAUGUCCACUCCACCUGCCCCUUACACUCCACAGAGAGGACGGGACAGGACAUCCAAUGCACUGGAUGACCCAGCACUCACCAGUGACCUGGACAGUAACGCGGACCAUCUCUACAGCUUCUGUGGAAGUCUGCAGGCUCAGAAACUGAAAAGUAAUGUUACUCUGGAUGUGCUUUGUGUGGAUCCACAGCUGAAUGACCCCAGUAGUUUCAAUGCAAUAGCUCGGAGCUCACCUAGUGCUGGCUGCUUGGUGGACCGGACUGUGCUGCUGCUGUCUCUGGUCUCAGUUCUUCAGUUUGGGCAUCUCACAGCCCCACAGACAUUAUAGCCGCUCACCGAUCAGACCCGCUGCUGGACUGCUGCUGCCUCCUCUGUACCAUACAAAGAUGUUGUGUUUUUGAGUUUUUCCCGCGAGUGGUUCUGUGCGCGCUGUGGUGUUUUGGUCUGAUGAAACUAUUAUUGGUCCACUUGCUUUUCUUUGUCAUGGACAUCUAGGAUUCCUUCUGUUGCGGAAAACAUUCUGCAAACAGGUGUGGCCUGGACUCUUAUAUGUGGAAUUUUUUUCUACCAUCUCAGCGACAUCUAAUUGAUAAUACAGAGAUGCAUGGAGAUGCAAGGACCACGUCUGACAGUGAAAGGUUGACGCAGCUUCUGCAUACUAAGGUGCUGCAGAUGAUCAUUUAUUUCCUCUGAGCCGAUGCCACAGGAAAGCCUGCAAACUCCAGCUUGUACUCAAACAGUGUGAAGCUGUGCACAGAAUUUUUUUUAAGGCUUAUCAUCAAAACCUGCUGCUCCAGCUCCUUAUUAGGACCUACAAGCUCCAUUCUGCCACAAAGUGGUAGUGACUUUUUGCAAUGCUUCAACUUAGAUGAUAUUGUAAGGGAACCAUACAUCAGGAUAGGCAUGACACUUUAUCACAUCAAAACACAGGCAGCUUUUUUUUUUUACAUUUGUAAAUGUCACAUCUGUUUUAAUUCUCUUCCUCUCCAGCGAAAAACCAUCAUAAGGAUGAAAGCUUCGCAUCGAUUUGCUUAUUUUGUGCCAUUUUGGUACGUGCCAUUCAUCCUGGAUAUUUACUUGUAAAUACCAUCUUUGUUUACAAUGAGCAUAUUAUGCUUCUCAAAGUUUAUUUGUAAUCUAGCAAACCUUUUCGGAUGGCGUAUCACCUCUGUUGUGUAAAAUAUGACAAGUUUUAGUGAUGAAAUAAGUAACUAUGAGGGUUGAUACCACCGUUCACUAUAUGUCAAAUGUGCUGUAUGUACAUUCAGUAAAAAGUUCUCUUCUGCUUAUUUGAAAGAA